GGCAAGAUCGAUGGCUCCAGCUCUUUAUAAGGCCCGCGGCCAGGGAUCCGGGCAUAAACUUCUGAGAUCCCCUGAUAUCUUCUAGUAGAGCCUCUUCUCGCAUCUCCCUCGGUAAUGACUGAAGCCUUGGCCCCGAGGUGUUGCCCUCGCCGCCGCCCGCUGCUCCCAGUGGUCCUGCUCGCCUUCCAGCUGCACGUGUUGUCCGCGGCUGUGGUGUCCCCGAAGCCCCUGCACUGUGCCCCCUGCACUCCCGAGAAGCUGGCCCUCUGCCCGGCCGUGCCUUCCAACUGCCCUGAGCUCGCUCGCCAGCCCGGCUGUGGCUGCUGCCAGACGUGCGCCUUGCAGUUGGGCGAUGCGUGCGGCGUGUACACGGCACGUUGCGGCCAAGGGCUGAGCUGCCGGGCUCGGCCAGGGGAACCUCGGCCUCUGCAUGCGCUCACCCGGGGGCAAGGUGCCUGCAUACGGACUGCUGAUGUGGAACCAGCCCCCAGCUCCGAGUCUGCAGAUGCUAAGGACCCUUCAGUUCCUGAAAACACACCACCAGACAGUGCAGAAAUGACACAGGAGCAACUUUUGGAUAAUUUUCACUUGAUCUUUCCCCCGACUGAAGAAAGACCCAUUCUUUGGAAUGCCAUCAGCACUUAUGAAAAUAUCAAAUCCAAGAAAAUCUCUGACAUAAAGAAAUGGAAGGAACCAUGUCAAAGAGAACUCUACAAAGUGCUGGACAGAUUAGCCAAAGCCCAGCAGAAGGGAGGAGAAGAAAUUUACAAGUUUUAUCUUCCUAACUGCAACAAGAAUGGAUUUUAUCACAGCAAACAGUGUGAGACUUCUUUAGAAGGAGAUCCCGUCCUCUGCUGGUGUGUCUAUCCCUGGAGCGGAAAAAAGAUUCCUGGUUCACCAGAACUAAGAGGAGACCCUGGCUGUCAUCGCUAUUUUAAUUUGCAUAAUUGAAAGCUAAAUCUUUGUAUUAAUUCAAAUGAGAAUUUUUAGCAUGAUACACUCUAUUUAUGCUCAAACCUAUACACAUAUACGCAUAUACACAAAGAAUAUAUAUUUUAUAUGUAGCAACUACUUUUAUACUCCACAGAAUAUGUAAAGCUGUUGGAUUAUUUAUUUCACAUUAAAUUUAUUUUUUUUUCUACACAGUAACUUGAGUACUAUUAAUUUAUAUAUCACGAACUACUUCAAAAUUUUAUAUUGUAAAUAGUUGUAUUUUUGUUCUUAAAAAUAUGUAGCAUGCUUCCUUUUUUUUAAAGAGCCUAGAAAAAAUCGAUUAGAUUAAUAUAAAUCAAAUGGGCUUAAAAUAAUCAAUGAGAAAAUCAGCAUGCAAUUGACAUGUGUAAAGAUAAUUUGAAGAACUUAGGUUAAAUGAGUAAAGUUUGACAAAGCUUUGUCAUAUUUUAAAUGUAUAUGCACUGGAUAUAUUGUUUUGUAGUAUAUAAACACAAUUUUGAAUAAAAUUUUCACACAUAAA
Molecule: messenger RNA, 1474 nt
Organism: Antechinus flavipes (yellow-footed antechinus)
Lineage: Eukaryota; Metazoa; Chordata; Mammalia; Dasyuromorphia; Dasyuridae
Gene: IGFBP1
Product: insulin like growth factor binding protein 1
Exons: 4
Coding region: 115-951 (278 amino acids)
Biological process (GO): regulation of insulin-like growth factor receptor signaling pathway
Cellular component (GO): extracellular region
Molecular function (GO): insulin-like growth factor I binding; insulin-like growth factor II binding
Source: RefSeq, a predicted model, not a curated record